Messenger RNA from Tremella mesenterica DSM 1558, 1050 nucleotides. RefSeq lists its product as uncharacterized. NCBI's taxonomy places the organism in Eukaryota, Fungi, Basidiomycota, Tremellomycetes, Tremellales, Tremellaceae. Bases 1 to 1050 code for a protein of 349 amino acids. Gene Ontology annotation, biological process: negative regulation of transcription by RNA polymerase II. Gene Ontology annotation, molecular function: protein binding. The transcript is spliced from 5 exons. The record is from RefSeq and is a predicted model, not a curated record. Gene Ontology annotation, cellular component: transcription repressor complex; nucleus.
AUGCAAACCAACGAUACAGACUUGCUUUUUCAAACAAAUUCUGAUCUAGAGUUUUCCUCUGCGAGACAAAAGAAACUCAAAGCUGCUGAAAAGCUCGGUAACCCAUUUCGUAUCUCAUCAAAAGUAUUAGAUCUGGUUAUAGAAGGUGAUGAAGCUUGGGUGGCAGAAUCCGGUUGGCAAAUCCGUCGAGUGGAUCUCAACAGUUUCACCACGAAAAAGUUAUAUAAAGGUCAUUCUGGACCAGUGACCAGCGUCGUUUUAUAUGAUACCCCCGGUGGAUUGAGAGUGUUGAGUGGAUCGUGGGAUAAGACGAUCAGGAUAUGGGAUAUCAAGACAGCACAAGUGUUACAUAUCUUAAAAGGUCAUACGGACUUUGUCAAAUCCCUUUUAAUCCUCCCACUUCCACGUCCCCUUCUAUUAUCAACAUCAUCAGAUAGAUCAUUACGUCUAUGGGAUCUCUCUCCUUUACAAGAAAACAACCCGCCCAUCUGUAUACAAACGAUCAGAGAACAUACAAGACCAGUAGAAAGUUCGACAUAUCGGAUAUUCACUGAUGAAUCCGGACAAAGAACUGAGGUGUAUAUAUGGACAUCAGAUUCUUUAGGUGUGAUGAAAGAAUGGGAAUUGAAAGAUGAUCAAUUGGUAUUCAGAAGGGAUAUAAAGGGUCAUGAGACUAGUGUGGGGUUUAUCUUAGCUACUGAAGAUGGAUUGUGGAGUGCAUCAAUGGACAAAUCCAUCAUGUUCCAUCCUCAUCCCCAAUCACACUCACUUAAACCCAUUUCCAUCACCCACACAGGCUACGUCAAAUCCCUUCUCCCCCUUCCCGCUUCUUCUACCUCCCCAUCCCUCCUCCUCACCGCAGGCGACGAUGAAGAUCUACACGUCUUCCCUCUUGAUGACGUACUGGAAGGACAAACCCCAAAACCGAUCCUCGUACCUGGUCAUUGUGCCGAAGUAUCCGUCCUCCGUCUUUGGAGGAAAGAAGGUAAAGCAGUGAUACUUUCCGGUAGUUUAGACGGUACAAUCAGAAAUUGGUCUAUACCUGGCUGA